AAAUAUCAUAAUUCUGUAUUUGAUGAGACAGUUACAAGGAUGGAUUUCAUGUCGGUUCUAAGUAAACUCGAUUACAUACUUAUAAAAGCAUCAUAUGGCUAUGGAUUACAACAGAGCAGGAUAUCAAAUAUCUCAAUGGACAUUGCAGUGGAAGCAGCAGAAAUGCAUUCUGGACGAGAAGCAGCUCAUCUUAUAGAGAUCUGUGAAUGUCCUCCUGGCUAUGCAGGCCUUUCAUGCCAGGAGUGUGCACCUGGCUACUACAGAGAGAAAGUGACAGAAUUAAAUGUAGGAGGACUGCGGUCAUACAUUGCUCCAUGUGUACCUUGUCAGUGCAGU
Molecule: messenger RNA, 336 nt
Organism: Staurois parvus
Lineage: Eukaryota; Metazoa; Chordata; Amphibia; Anura; Ranidae
Source: the annotation of a GenBank genome assembly